AUGGACAGGGAUCGCGAGCGAGAUCGUGAUCGUGAUCGAGGAGACAGAAGAGACGAUAGGUAUUCAAACACAUACCGUCCACGUUCCCCCGGGCCACGCCCACGCUCUCCGCGCGGAGACAGCUAUCGUGCUCGCUCACCUCCCUUCCGUCGAGCAAGUCCGCCUCGCCGUAGCUCUCCACCUCGUCGCGGUAUAGCCUCCGCCGAUACCUACGUCCCUGGGGGCCGCUCUUCCCGUCCGCGAAGCCGCUCGCCUGCGUUCCGAAGAAGGUCACGAAGUCCACGUCGCGACGACAACUGGAGGGCACGACCUCGGUCUCCUCCUCGUCGAGGAUUCUCACCCAGACGUGAUGACUACAGAAACGACAGGCCAAGAUCACCGCGACGGGACCGGGAUCAAUACGAUUCGUACGCUCGUUCUCCACGGCCACGCGAAAGGUCGCCAUUACCUCUGCGAGAACGUGAUGUGUCUCCAGCAAGGAGCCGGGGGAUGCGCUCACCUAUUCGCUCAAGCCGAUAUGAAGAGCCACGUUCCCGGGUGAAUAGCCCUCCCCCACGACGGUACUCUCCGCCACGAGACUAUAGGCGCAGAUCACCUUCGUUGAGACGCGAACGCCCCGACCCUUAUACUGCCGAUACUUGGAGGAGUCGUAGGUCUCCUUCUCCAGCGCGGCCAACCUACACUUCAAAUGAGCCAUCGGGCAGAGACUCUGCCGCUACCUCGCGCCGCUCUUCCCCACCACCUAUCCAUCCCAGUCGGGCCGCACUCGUAGAAGAACUCCCUGUCAGAGAACCUGCUUCAGCACCAAGAUCACCCUUUCGAGAGCGGCUUCCGGACAGGGGCCGAGACUUUAGUCGUGAGCGAGAACGGUCCCCCCCACGCCGCAGAGAGAGUCCUCCGACUGGGCCGCGUGGGGACCGAGACUUUGCGCCUCCAACAGGCCCUUCUUCAUCAUAUCGCAAUGGUGAAGGCAACUUUGCUAGAGCGCCGCCAACUGGCCCUUCCAGUCGCAGCUAUCCUUCGCCUGCCAUAUCCCCACCAGCUGGACCAUCAAACUCAGCAGCACCUCCUCCCGCAUUUCCUCGAGGAAGCAACCCCGUUUUAGCGGCUCCAACGCGGCCACGCGGUGGAGGCCGCGGUUUCGGUGGGUACGAAGGACGAGGAGAUUUCUCUGGAUCCUCUUCACGUAGAGGGUCAUGGGGCGCAGGACCUCGGGGAGGCUACUAUGGUGGCGCACCAUCCGGUCCUCGUGGUAGCAGCAGCGGUCCCGGUGGAGCAGCGCCUUUUGCACCCUCUUUCCGCGGCUCAAACAACUCCACCGCUACAACAUAUCCACGCACAAUGCGCUUCCGUGAUCAUCUAGCCGAUCUACCCAAGGAAAUUCCUGGAGGCCAGAAAGCCCCUGAGAUGUACGACAAGAGUAAGAUUCUGAAACUAGAAGCAGAGGCACAGAAGCUCAGGGAGUUGAUUGACAAAAAGGAGGAUGCAAAGAGGCAGAAGCUGAGGGAGUGGGAUGGUCUUGAACGUGAAGCUGAGACGGCUCAAUUGAAGGUGGAUUUGGCUGAAAGCUCGCUGAGAGGUCUCACUGGCGAAGCAGAUGUGCGCGACGCCUUCUAG
Messenger RNA from Bipolaris oryzae ATCC 44560, 1617 nucleotides. RefSeq lists its product as uncharacterized. Bases 1 to 1617 code for a protein of 538 amino acids. The transcript is spliced from 3 exons. Lineage: Eukaryota; Fungi; Ascomycota; Dothideomycetes; Pleosporales; Pleosporaceae. The record is from RefSeq and is a predicted model, not a curated record.